UUGUUUUUGUUUACCUUGUUGAAAGGGUCCAUAAUAACAUGUCAGUGUGAAACCUGGCUGCAGAGGCAGUGGGCUUCUCUGGAAGAGGAAUAUCAAGAGCUCUGGAUGCCCUGCCAACGACCUCCUCCAACAGACGGGGCAGCUCGUCCCCUGUGGGGCUGACUGCACAGGGCUGCGCACAAGGUAGCCCCUCUCCUUCAGACGAGAGAACAGUCUCAACCUCCUCCUCCACAACAGCGAGGACUCCCCGCGCACCCUGGCUACUCUUCCCAUCUUCCUCGCUGGCCCAUCGGAAACAGGAGAACCCGCACGUUUAGAAGAGAAAAAAACAACAACGGGCCUCCCUGGUGUGUACAGGCAUAAGAAGACAAUUCAUGCACAACUGGGGGGUGUCCCUCGCCAAAAUUGCAUGUUGAUGGCCCAAACACACAACACACACCUAUCAUGGCCAUCCUCCAUAGGCAUAGAAAUGCCACAACCAAGGCAUUUGUGGCCCUGAUGGUGCUCCAUAUUGGAAGCGGGGCCAGCGGAAAGACGCUCCGUUUACAGCCACAGACGCACGUGAAUAGGGAAGAGGCCAAAGCCACCUGUGUGCUACGAGCUAAAACUGGCUAGCGCAGUACACAGGCUGUUCCUGAGUGCGCUAGCGGGCAGCAGCAUGGGCAAUACAGUGCAGGAACGAGGCAUCUACCGACACAGCGGCAGCCGCACCUAUACUUACCUGUAGACACGUGUCACGCCGAAACUAAUCAGCCGUGACAACGAGAAACGUGACGUCAGGAGCCAGCUGGAGUACAGCUCACUAGUUCCACUGACGAGGUCUCUGGCCGUACAAAAACAGGCUCAGGAAUCACCGCUGCAAUUCUCACUAACCGGAGCACGAAGUUGGGCAAUCCGAGAGAUGACGAGGAAGCUAGCUGGAAUGGAGUUCACCCACCUCGACCGACCGGAGCCAGCGCCGGUGCGUAAGCCGUGGGUUACUCGCGCAAUACACCGACAGGACAGGCACAGCCUUUGCUAGCAGCCAGGAACCGAGCGAGGACACUGGGUAUGACUGAGUAAGUUGUAAUUUGUAAUGGUGCCGCGACACUCGCCACCUCCGAACUUCAGACAAACAAACUUUGGCGAGGGCUUCUGCGGAUAGACUCCCGCGAGCCCGCAGUGUCACACCACCGAGAGCCGGACACCGGCUUGAGAAGCUGGAACGGAAAGUUCACUCGCUUACAGCUGACCGAAGCCUGCCAAGCAAGGAUUCCCGGACAACGCGUGAGCCACGGGUUACGUGUCGUGCACAAUACGCUAGCGAGGGAUUUGACCACCUUCAAGCCAAGAAGGAGGAUGAAAAAGCUACAACAAUCCAGGGGCUGCCCAUAGACAGACGCCCAAUCCAAGACUGACGCAUUUAUCCAAAGCCACUUACAGCAAUAAUAUAACAUUGAAUUGCUUCUUAUGGUCCCCUGGCCUGUGCAUUUGAAUCGUUUCCUAAAAAAGAAAGUCCUGUUCUAUGGACAGAUGCACUGAAACAAUUGUUCUUGCCUAAAUCACCACUUUUACAGUGAUCCAGGAAGUCAUUUUUCCCUUUAAAGGGCAUUUUCCAAGGUGUACAUCCGGACAUGUUAAUGACACUUCUGUUCAGAUUUAUGGAGUUGCCUGCCUCACAUCCAUAAGUAGCUCCAUUUUUUUGAUCCAUCAGAAUGUGUUCAUACACCAAAAUGUACAUAAUCAAAUGCGUCUCAGACCACCUGGGCAAGUGGUUUGAGUGAUUGAAUCACAGUGUGUCUUGGUCCUUUGGGGCUGGGGUGGUUUGAUUCCCAAACCCGCCACUGCAAGUGUGUGUCGCUUUGGAUAAAAGAGUCUGCUGAAUAUCAGGCAACUUUAUCUUUGGUCCUUGUUUACGCUUGUAUUAAGCACUGUCCACUUAUGAUGAGAUGACCAAACACACAUUUUAAAAAUGAAAACAAAGUAUAAGGUCCUUUUUUCUUGUAAGUGACUGGCUCACAUGUUUUUUUAAAUUAAAUACCAGUAUAACCAAGUGGAAAAACUGAUAAAUUGGCAGAUUACACAAAAUUUGAGGAUCUGUAUGACAACGGACUCAAAGGACUCAAGCCCAAGUCAAAGGCUGAAUCUUUUGUAAAUCUGAGAUUGUUUACUGACUCCACAUAUUGUAAAAAAUAAAUAGCUGAAGCAUUGCUGGUGGAUUGUUAUGGUAACAGCCAUCUCAGGAAUGCGGAAAGACUAGUUUAGAUCACGACUCCUAUAGUCAAGCACUUCUGAGCAAAAUACCAACUAAAUUUGCAAUAACAUGAGAUAUUGGAGCAGGAUGGUUAUAUCACUUUAAGCCACGUUUUUGGGCCCCUGGUCCAGCAUGGGACCCCCACUACAAGGCCUUUGGGCCCCUGGUCCAGCAUGGGACCCCCACUACAAGGCCUUUGGGCCCCUGGUCCAGCAUGGGACCCCCACUACAAGGCCUUUGGGCCCCUGGUCCAGCAUGGGACCCCCACUAUAAGGCCUUUGGGCCCCUGGUCCAGCAUGGGACCCCCACUAUAAGGCCUUUGGGCCCCUGGUCCAGCAUGGGACCCCCACUAUAAGGCCUUUGGGCCCCUGGUCCAGCAUGGGACCCCCACUAUAAGGCCUUUGGGCACUGAUGUCCAUGUUCAUGUGGGGUUUGUGUUCGCUCAGUGGACCAUUUGGACUCUUAGAGACUGAAGAGGAAAUGGAAACCUUGAAUACAAAAACAAUCUGUGAACAGAUGAACCUGGAAAGACCAGUUAACAUACUUCAAGCCCAUGGACACACCCAGCCAGGUCAGGCAUUCUAAAAAGGCUGUUUGGAUUUAUCUUAUAACAGCAUACAGAAUGAUCACAGUGUGUUCCAGCCACUUUAAUGCUAAUCUAAUCCCACCCCUUUAGAUAAAGUUGCUGUCACUCCUCCUUAUCCAUGUGGCAGCCACUCCUUCUGAUGAUAAUACAGGAAACCAAAAGUGACCUUUCACACUGCUGUCUCCUCUCCUGCUGUGUGUGAUCGGGACGAAACAUGGCGCACACUUCAGCCAAAAGACAGGAGUCUUUCACUUGUCCAGUUUGUCUGGAUCUGCUAAAGGAUCCAGUCGCCAUUCCAUGUGGACACACGUAUUGUUUGGGCUGCAUUAAAGGCUGCUGGGAUCAGGAGGAUGGUAAAGGCAUCUACAGCUGCCCCCAGUGCAGACAGACAUAUAGGCCAAGACCUGCACUCAGUAAAAACACUCUGAUUGCUGAGAUGGUGGAGGACUUCAGGAAGACUGGACUCCAGGCUACUACUUCUGCUAAGUAUUCUGCUGGACCCAAAAAUGUGGAGUGUGACGUCUGCACUGGGAGAAAACUCAAAGCUGUGAAGUCCUGUCUGGACUGUCUGUUGUCUUACUGUGAAAGUCACCUCAAAGUUCACAAUGAUGUGAAUCCAGGUAGAAAACAUUCAGUGGUUGAUGCCACAGGCCAGCUGCAGGAGAGGAUCUGCUCACGUCAUAAGAAGGUGCUUGAAAUAUUUUGUCGUACCGAUCAGAGUUGUAUCUGCUAUCUGUGCACGAUGGACGAACAUAAAGGCCAUGACACAAUCACAGCUGAUGCAGAAUGGGAAAACAAACAGAAGCAGUUGGGGCAGACCCAGAGAAGAUUCCAGCAGAGAAUCCAGGAGAGAGAGAAGGAGCUGCAGGAGCUGAGGAAGGCUGUGGAGACUCUCAAGAGCUCUGCACAGACAGCAGUGGAGGACAGUGAGAGGAUCUUUACUGAGAUGAUCCGCUCCAUUGAGAGAAGGCGCUCUGAGGUGACAGAGCUGAUCAGAGCUCAGGAGAAGGCUGAGGUGAGUCGGGCUGAAGGACUCCUGAAGCAACUGGAGCAGGAGAUUGCUGAGCUGAAGAGGAGAGAUGCUGAGCUGGAGCAGCUUUCACACACAGAGGAUCACAUCCAUUUCCUCAAGAAUAUUCCAUCAUUCAGAAAAUCUCCUCGCUCUAAAGACUUACCCAGCAUGACCUCCAACCAAAGUUUCUCUUUUAAGGCUGUGAAGGAAUCUGUCUCUGCAGUGAAGAAGCAGCUGAAGGAGAAACUGGAUGGCAUCUUCAAGCAGGAAGUAGCCAAGAUAUCUGCAGCAGUGGCGCAUAUCCAGAUCAUCCAGUCUUUACAAUGUGAGUUACAUGCCAUGUACAUGCCCUUCUACAGCUGAAACAAAACCUCCUUUCAGAGAUAACAGGCCUGUUACAGAUACUAAAAGGAAACAUUUUCCAAAAAAGUGGAGUACAGAUGAAGAUAAUA
Messenger RNA from Alosa alosa (allis shad), 4283 nucleotides. RefSeq names its product E3 ubiquitin-protein ligase TRIM47-like. Bases 3034 to 4194 code for a protein of 386 amino acids. The transcript has 5 exons. NCBI's taxonomy places the organism in Eukaryota, Metazoa, Chordata, Actinopteri, Clupeiformes, Clupeidae. Gene Ontology annotation, molecular function: zinc ion binding. The record is from RefSeq and is a predicted model, not a curated record.